UACAGAGUCACUUUUAGAGUUAAGAAAGUUAACAUCAGUCAAAGAAGAGGAGCUAUGAGGGAUGAAAUUUAUGCAAAUUCCGGAUUUACUGCAGACAACAGAAGAAAUUCAGACAGCAGUGGAUAUUCAUAUGAAGACAUUAAUGACAUAGAAACUCCUCAGACCAGGAAGGGCGAAAGGGACUCCGGCACAGUAACUGCAGAGAACACACAGAUUAAAAAUGCUGAUAAAGUGGAUAAAACCUCUCUCACACAUACAGCAAGUCCUCAGUACAGAGGAUGCUACAGACUGACUGCAGUGUGUCUGGGGCUGCUGUGUGUUCUCCUGCUGAUUGGGAUCACAGUGCUGUGGAUCAGUUACAGCAACCUGACCAUAGAGAAAGACCAGCUACAGACCAGCUACACCAACCUGACUAUAGAGAGAGACCAGUUAGAGAGACGAUUUCUGGAAGUGACCAAUGAAAGAGAUCAAUUGAAGACCAAUUACACCACUGUGAGUCAUCAACUCCAGAAUCAGAGAGAGUGUCUUACAACCGUCUCCAAGUUGGUGAAGGCAACACAGCAGGGUUGGAUAUUUUUCAACACCAGUCUUUACUACAUCUCUCCUGAGAAGAAGAUCUGGAGUGAGAGCAGACAGGACUGCAGAAACAGAGACGCAGACCUGGUGAUCAUAAACAGCAAAGAAGAACAGGAUUUUACUGAACGACAGAGACGAGGACAGAGAGCUUGGAUAGGUCUGACUGACAGUGAGAAAGAGGGGGUCUGGAAAUGGGUGGACGGCUCAGCACUGACCACCAAGUUCUGGAGACCCUCUGAACCCAAUGGUGCAGCAAAUGAGGCCUGCGUCAUAAUUGGUGAGGGGUCUGAUCAUGUAAACAACUGGGCUGAUUACCCCUGCAGACACACGUUUGUUGGGAUUUGUGAAAAAAGUGUUUUUAGAGGGGUUUUAGAAUAAAUGGCAACAAAUAUCAGGAAUAUCAUAUAUGUUUGGAUGAGGGGAUAUUUAUCUGAAUGAUCACCAGUAUAUGAGUGAACAGCAGCACAUUUGUAUUUAAUUCAUGAAUGUCACUCUU
Pygocentrus nattereri (red-bellied piranha) is the source of this 1072-nucleotide messenger RNA. RefSeq names its product C-type lectin domain family 4 member K-like. NCBI's taxonomy places the organism in Eukaryota, Metazoa, Chordata, Actinopteri, Characiformes, Serrasalmidae. The transcript has 5 exons. The record is from RefSeq and is a predicted model, not a curated record. Bases 55 to 954 code for a protein of 299 amino acids.